This is a messenger RNA of Esox lucius (northern pike), 1250 nucleotides long. It is a transcript of the gene mrpl19, whose product is annotated as mitochondrial ribosomal protein L19. Gene Ontology annotation, biological process: translation. The record is from RefSeq and is a predicted model, not a curated record. NCBI's taxonomy places the organism in Eukaryota, Metazoa, Chordata, Actinopteri, Esociformes, Esocidae. Bases 40 to 900 code for a protein of 286 amino acids. Gene Ontology annotation, cellular component: ribosome; mitochondrial large ribosomal subunit. The transcript has 6 exons. Gene Ontology annotation, molecular function: structural constituent of ribosome.
AACAAUGUACAUGCGUGACAGCGAAGGUCAGUUUUCAACAUGGCUGUCUGCACAAGGAGGCUUGACAAAGUUAUGUGUUCAAUAAGGUUGUUGCGGAAUGUAAAGCAUCAAAAUGAACGGUUUUUGUCUACAUCUUUGUGUCGCCUCGCACUGGAAAGUGACGGUGGCAAUCCAACAACAUUCACCCCUCCAUCCAAACCAGUUAUCAUUGACAAAACACAGACGGAGGCUUCACUGCGAAAAUUCCUCAGUCCAGAAUUCAUCCCUCCCCGGCAGAGAACAAAUCCACUGAAGUUCACCAUUGAGCGCAAGGACAUGAUUCAGAGGAGGAAAGUGCUGAACAUUCCAGAGUUUUAUGCUGGAAGCAUCUUAGCUGCGACCAUGGCCGACCCUCACGCCACUGGCAAAGUCAACCGCUUCGUGGGCAUCUGCAUCCAGAGAGGUGGCCACGGACUGGGAGCCACGUUCGUCCUGAGGAAUAUCAUCAGUGGCCAAGGUGUGGAGAUCUGCUAUGAGCUGUACAACCCACGGCUGCAGAAGCUGGAGGUCCUGAAGCUGGAGAAGAGACUGGACAGCAACCUGAUGUACCUGAGAGACGCCCUGCCCGAGUACAGCACCGUGGACCCAGACAUGAAGCCCGUUCCCCACUCAGUCACCGGGGAGGUCCCGGUCAAUACGACCAGAGUCCGCAUGCGCCCCAAGCCGUGGUCCAAACGCUGGGAGCGGCCCAAGUACGCCGUCAAGGGCAUCCGCUUCGACCUCUAUCUGACGCCGGAGAAGAUGGAGCACGCCCAGAAGUGGGCGCAGCCGUGGCUGGAGUACGACAUGCUGAAGGAGUACGACACCACAGAGCUGGAGAAGCGCAUCUUCGCGGAGGUGCAGGCCGAGAUGACCAAGUGAACCCCCCCCCCCGAACCCCCGGGGCAGUUUCCUUUUCAGUCAGUGAAAGCGGUGGAGGGAGGGAGACCAAAUAUACUUUAUGAACUCCCUGAGAACUGAGAAACGUGAAUGAAGAUGGGAGAAAGUGCUAACGCUGCUGCUGGGCGUUGCACGGUUUCUCAGAGGUUCAGAAGAACAUUGACGAGUCUGAAUCUGCCAUGGUGGAACCUUCUUGCGAAUGUCUUCCUUAUCCUUGGUUUCACCUGCGUGCGUCAAUGUGUCUUGAAUUGUAUGUCUGAGAAGGUGGUGUGGCAAGUUAAUGUGCAGUUGCAAGUAUUUCAAAUAAAAUAUGAAACGUUUUUUCUUAUCUU